AGAGUGGGAUAAGAGCUCAGCAGGCAGGCAGGCAAGCCAUGAAAGAAAGAAGGGAGCAAGCUGCCCACUGCCCUCCCAGACCCACCAUGGAGUCUUGUGGGGCCCAUUUGCGUACACAGAGGAGAGGGGUGCCAGAGCAGGAACAAGAGCAGGAGCAACACUCCACAGAAAGAAACACUGAGCCACACAGAGCCCCAGACUUGGUGCAAUGGACUCGACAUAUGGAGGCUGUGAAGAGGCAACUGCUGGAGCAGGCUCAGGGCCAGUUGGGGGAACUGCUGGAUUGGGCCAUGAGGGAGGCCAUAGAAUCCUACCCGACACAAGACAGACCUUUCACUCCCUCCAAUUCAAAGAGCAAGACCCAGGAGCCACACCUUGGGAAACAAAAAGUUUUCAUCAUCCGAAAGUCCCUACUUGAUGAGCUGAUGGAGGUGCAGCAUUUCCGCACCAUCUACCACAUGUUCGUUGCUGGCCUGUGUGUCUUCAUCAUCAGCACCCUGGCCAUCGACUUCAUUGAUGAGGACAGGCUGGUGCUAGAGUUAGACCUACUGAUCUUCAGCUUCGGACAGCUGCCCCUAGCGCUGGUGACGUGGGUCCCCAUGUUCCUGUCCACUCUGUUGGUGCCCUACCAGGCCCUGCGGCUGUGUUCAAGGCCCCAGACUGGGGGCCUCUGGACACUGGGGGUGGCCCUGGGCUGUGUGCUGCUGGCUGCCCAUGCUUCAGUGCUCUGCAUCCUCCCGGUCCAUGUGGUCCUGAAGCAUGAACUGCCGCCGGCUUCCCGCUGUGUACUGGUCUUUGAACAGGUCAGGCUCCUGAUGAAAAGCUACUCCUUCCUGAGAGAGACUGUGCCUGGGACCCUUCGUGUGAAAGGAGGUGAGGGGGUCUGGGCCCCCAGUUUCUCCAGCUACCUCUACUUCCUCUUCUGCCCCACACUCAUCUACCGGGAGACUUACCCCAGGACUUCCAGCAUCAGGUGGAAUUAUGUGGCCAAGAACUUCGCCCAGGCCUUGUGCUGUGUGCUUUAUGCCUGCUUCAUCCUGGGUCGCCUCUGUGUCCCUCUCUUUGCCAACAUGAGUCAGGAGCCCUUCAGCACCCGUGCGCUGGUGCUCUCAAUUCUGCAUGCCACACUACCAGGCAUCUUCAUGCUGCUGCUCAUCUUCUUCGCUUUCCUGCACUGCUGGCUCAAUGCCUUCGCUGAGAUGCUACGAUUUGGAGACAGGAUGUUCUACCGGGACUGGUGGAACUCAACAUCUUUCUCCAACUACUACCGUACAUGGAACGUGGUUGUCCAUGACUGGCUGUACAGCUACGUGUAUCAGGAUGGGUUGUGGCUCCUUGGUGGCCGGGCCCGAGGGGCAGCCAUGAUGGGUGUGUUCCUGGUCUCCGCGGUGGUACACGAGUACAUCUUCUGUUUCGUCCUGGGGUUCUUCUACCCCGUCAUGCUGAUGCUCUUCCUUGUGUUUGGGGGGCUUCUGAACUUCACGAUGAAUGACCACCACACAGGCCCUGCAUGGAAUGUGCUGAUGUGGACCUUGCUUUUCCUGGGCCAGGGCAUCCAGGUCAGCCUGUACUGUCAAGAGUGGUAUGCGCGGCGGCGCUGUCUUCUGCCCCAGACAACCUUCUGGGACCUAGUGACACCUCGGUCUUGGUCCUGCCAUCCCUAGAGGUCAGGACAGCUGCAUUGCCCAGAGAGCAGCACCAAGCUCUUCUCUGUCUGCCAAGCCUGGAGCCAGAGCUUUCUGCUCAGUACCCCCAGAGCUGCUCUGAAUUGAGAACACAUAUGCAGGACUCUACCUGAACCACAGGGACUCUGGUCUGGACACCUAUGGGCAGCUGAGCAUGGAUCAGCAUGAAGUAACCUUCAAGCGUCCUUCUCUGUGUGUUGGGCACAGGUCCCCGCAGCUCAUGCCUGUGCAGACUUGAGAAUUAAGGGGCCAUAAAGAUGUACUGCACAUUGGGGCCCUCAAAGGAAUGGGGGCCACCAAAGCUGGAGAUGGGUUUGGCUCUUAACUAUGUACUCCUCUCAACACAAUAA
This is a messenger RNA of Octodon degus (degu), 2035 nucleotides long. It is a transcript of the gene Soat2, whose product is annotated as sterol O-acyltransferase 2. Gene Ontology annotation, biological process: cholesterol metabolic process; cholesterol efflux; cholesterol homeostasis. Gene Ontology annotation, molecular function: fatty-acyl-CoA binding; cholesterol O-acyltransferase activity; cholesterol binding. The transcript is spliced from 15 exons. Bases 39 to 1664 code for a protein of 541 amino acids. The record is from RefSeq and is a predicted model, not a curated record. Gene Ontology annotation, cellular component: endoplasmic reticulum membrane. Lineage: Eukaryota; Metazoa; Chordata; Mammalia; Rodentia; Octodontidae.